Molecule: messenger RNA, 746 nt
Organism: Entrophospora candida
Lineage: Eukaryota; Fungi; Glomeromycota; Glomeromycetes; Entrophosporales; Entrophosporaceae
Source: the annotation of a GenBank genome assembly
GAACAUCUGGACCUACUAGUAAAGGAGGCAGUAAAAAAGGAAGGAAAUUAAAAACUCUUACAGCUAUUAAAAAAAAAGAAUUAUGUGAAUAUAAACUUGAUAACCCAUCCAAGUCACAUGAAGCAAUUGCUGAAUUAUUUGAAAUUAGUAAAUCAACUGUGGGUGAUAUUUUGAAUAACAAAGAAAAAUGGCUUGCAGUUGCAGAAAAUUCAGCAGAUGCCAAUAAAAAACGUGGUCGUGGAAGUGAAUGGCCACAGUUAGAAGAAGCAUUGUUGAUUUGGGUAAAUCUUGCCAAUGAGGCUAAUCAUACAGUAACUGGUGCAAUUCUGAGCCAAAAGGCAGCACAAUUUGCUCGAAGACUUGAUAUUUCCGAUUUCAAAUCAUCACAGGUAUUAAUCUCUUUUGUUUUAAUAAACUAUGAAUUAGAAUAUGAAGAAAAUGCAGUCCAAACACUUAUUAAUCAAAUGGAUGUUGAUGAUAUCACAGCAAGCAAUUAUAUUAAUAUUGACUCUAGAAUAGAAAUUGCCGAAGUGAUUGAUGAAGAUGAAGAAGAAGAAACCAUGAGUACACCAAUAUCAUAUCCAAUUGCUUUAGAUAGUAUUAAAAAUCUAUUUGACUAUUUGCAACAAAAUUCUGAUAUAAAAGUAAAUAGCUCAGUAAUAUCAGGAAUGAGAGACUUACAACAUCAAAUUAGAAGAAAACAAAAUGCAUCUCUAAAACAACCUACCUUAGAAAAUCAAUUUUGA